AUGGCGCAGAACAGAACAGAACCGAACCGGGUCGCAACUAAGCGGAAAAAGUUUUGCUGCUGUACUCGGAGUCUGAGUCAGAGCUGUGAAGACUUCCUGGGGGUGAAGGGUCAAAGGUCAUCGCAGUGCAGCCACUUUCUGCUCCAGAACGUUCCCAGUCCGCAGCAGAACGUUCCUCGUCUUCUCCAGCGGCUCACCUGGACCGAGGGCGCCCCCUGCUGUUCAGCCUGUCCGAAACGAUGGAGCCCAGUAACAGACUGGGAAACACGGAGGAACAAACUGGGAAUGAUGCUUUUAUUUUGGAGGGCCCUCCCUCACCUGGCAGCAGGUGGCCCCGCGCUCCUGGCAUCACUCACCUGGAACCGGCCCGGCCCGGUUCCAGGCCGUCCGGUACCUGGGCCAGGACUACGAGGCUCUGAAGCGGCGCUGCCUGGAGACGGGCCGCCUGUUCCCGGCGCUGGGCUUUCUGGGCGUCAACGGUUUCCUGGCAGCGACCCACGGACCGGGUCAAAUUGGACCUGCUGGGAUGAGAGGAGCUCCAGACCACCCGGAACCGGACCCGGACCAUCGUCCUCUCUGAACGUCAGAACCAUCGGCAGCCGGAGUUCUUGGUCUCCGGAGCCUCCAGAACCAACGUCUGCCAACUCUGGGCGACUGCCAGCUGUCAUCGCCUCACUGACCCUGAACCAGGAGGUUCUGGCCCGAGUCGUCCCGGACGACUCGAGCUUCAGGGACGGAGACUACGCUGGGUUCUUCCACUUCCAGUUCUGGCAGUUUGGUGAGUGGGCGGACGUGGUGAUUGACCAUCUGCCGACCCGAAACGGAGAGCUGCUGUUCGUCCAUUCGACUGAAGGAGGAGAGUUCUGGAGCGCCCUGCUGGAGAAGGCCUACUCCAAGUUGAACGGCUGCUCUGUCUGGAGGAAGCACCACUGAGGACUUUGAGGAUUUUACCGGCAGCAUCGCGGAGGGCCAUGAGCCGGCCCGACCCGACCCGGUUCCACAUCAUCCAGAAAGCUCUGGGCCGAGGGUCGCUGAUGGGCCGCUCCAUCGACGUGAGUGAACCACCUGUCUGUCGGACCCAUGGUCAGACCCGGUUCUGUUUCAGAUCACCAGCUCGGCCGACUCUGAUGCCGGUCAAAGGCCACGCCUACUCUGUGACAGGUGCAGACCAGGUGAGGAUCUGCCCACAUCGACCCCGCCCUGGCCAGGUGGGCCAGGUGAGUAACUCUGCUUGUGAUUGCCUGCAGGUGGAGUACCAGGGCGACAUGGAGAAGCUGUUCUGGAUCCGGAACCCCUGGGGUCAGGUGGAGUGGACCGGCGCCUGGAGCGACAAGAGGUGUAGAACCUCAGAGGUUCUGAUGGUCUCCAUCCGAAUGUCAGAACCAGAAAUCCCAUCAAUCCAAUGUAAC
Messenger RNA from Xiphophorus hellerii (green swordtail), 1409 nucleotides. RefSeq lists its product as uncharacterized. NCBI's taxonomy places the organism in Eukaryota, Metazoa, Chordata, Actinopteri, Cyprinodontiformes, Poeciliidae. Gene Ontology annotation, biological process: proteolysis. Gene Ontology annotation, molecular function: calcium-dependent cysteine-type endopeptidase activity. The record is from RefSeq and is a predicted model, not a curated record. The coding region runs from base 1 to 933 and encodes 310 amino acids. The transcript is spliced from 8 exons. Gene Ontology annotation, cellular component: cytoplasm.